AUGCAUUUACACAUCACAACGAUUUUGUUUAUCAUAUUCGAACAUAUCAACAAAAUCUUUACACAAGGCAUCCCGAUUAGCCCGUGUCCGAAAAUGUUUCAAUAUCGUUUUGAUGGUGCUGAAUGGUUUGGCAUAUUGUCGGUGCGUAAUCCGGAUUUUGGUCAAGCUUUACAUUUGCGAGUUAUUCUAUCGAUGAGGGGUAAACCGACAACGAAUUAUUUGGGUGAAAUUGAAUUGUUGACACGUGGACAAUUUCUAAGUGAGGCACCGGUACUUUAUAAAAUCAAAUUUCCGAAAAAUCACUUCCCACCUAAGUUGCUGCAAAUCACAACGAAUAAUCACGUUGUUUGUCUUGGCAGUGCAGAUCACAGUAUCUUCGUGACACAAAUACAAUUGGAGCAUACAAGGAAGUUUACAUUUUUAUCCGAGGAACAACAACAACAGCAGCAAGCACCCCCCAUACAAUCAUCAUCGUCCUCGUCAUUAUUGCCUUCGACUGCAGCAUCGAUAGCAACAGCAACAACUGUGGGUGGUGGUGGCGCCGUGGGCUCGGGUAGUGGAACGAAUGCUGCUGCUGCCAUCAGUUCGUCUAUUUCAAUGCUGCCGAUAACAACAGGUCUUAAGGAUUCGUCAUUGGUGCCACCGACAAAUAUAGCAUUUGGCACUAAACAUUUGCCUCUCACUUCCAGCAUGGAUAAGAAUCCUUUGCGCAUUUCCAAGGAUAUUUGUGGCACUAUCGAUGACCGUAUACGUUUUCAAGUUAUGAAAGCAUUGAAACAAAAAUCAGCCACCACCACCAUUCUCAACUCGGCGGAGGCGGGGGCAGAUGCGGCGACACGACAACCAUUUAGAAAUCCAUUGGAUAAUAUUCGUAGCAUAUUGUCAGCAUUAUUACAACGGCAAGACGAUAUUGAUGAAAUCCCAGCGGUUGGUCAAAGGAAUGAGGUCGACAGUGGUGGUGGGGGUGGCGGUGAUGAUGGUCGUGGUAGAGAUACUGAUGAGUCUAAUGACAACGAAGCCGGUGAGGACGAUGAUAUUGACUUACCACCUUUGGUUACCACCGAUAUUGACGGCGAAACGGAUUUCUUUGCCGACGAUGAAUCCGCCUCGGAUACCGGUUCUCUGACCAUCAAUGAAUUGCCGUCGAUAACACGCGGUGCCUGGCCCUGGUUGGCCGCCGUCUAUGUAAAUAAUUUAACUUCAUUAGCGUAUCAAUGUGGUGGUACAUUGAUCUCGACGCGUAUUGUCGUCAGUGCAGCUCAUUGCUUUCAGUUAUUCAAGAAACGUUACACCGCCAAUGAGGUAUUGGUAUUUCUCGGGCGACAUAAUUUGAAAAAUUGGAAUGAAGAAGGUUCGGUUGCCGCGCCAGUGGACGAUAUAUUUAUACAUCCCGAUUAUAAUCAACAUUUGAGUUCGUAUGAUGCCGACAUUGCCGUGGUGGUGCUGAAAAAUGAAGUGAGAUACAACACAUUCAUCCGACCGGCUUGUAUGUGGACCGGUUCCACAUCGAUCGAAUUCAUUGAAGGUGAACCGGGAAUAGUUGUCGGCUGGGGCCUGGGUAGUUUCAAUACCACCAAACAAAUGUCCACCACCAGUACCGUGCCAAAGAUAAUUAGCACCCCGGUUGUCUCCAAUGAAGUCUGCUUUGCUGCCAAUCCCAAAUAUAAAAGUCUAACAUCGAAUCGAACAUUCUGUGCUGGUAUUAUGUAUGAUCAAAUGUUGUACACCAAGUCACUGGCCUCCAAACCGUUGGUAUUUAACAAACAAUUACAUCAGGGCCCAUGCACUGGAGAUUCCGGUGCUGGUCUUAUGAUAUUUCGAAAUAAUCGUUGGGUUCUCAGGGGCACUGUGUCGGGAUCGUUGCCCAUGUUCGAGAUGCAAACGAAAAGAACACAGUCACGUGCCGCUACGCGAAGUUGCAGCAUAAAUCAAUAUGUAGUCUACACGGAUGUGGCGAAAUUUCUCGAUUGGAUAUUUGCUUUUGUCCUUUGA
Molecule: messenger RNA, 1992 nt
Organism: Musca vetustissima
Lineage: Eukaryota; Metazoa; Arthropoda; Insecta; Diptera; Muscidae
Product: serine protease gd
Exons: 5
Coding region: 1-1992 (663 amino acids)
Biological process (GO): proteolysis
Molecular function (GO): serine-type endopeptidase activity
Source: RefSeq, a predicted model, not a curated record